UCAGCCUGUGGGCACACUCCAUUUCCAAUCAUAUGUACUGGUGUGCUGCCACCAGCCAUGGCAAUGCUGAGGAGGUGCUGGCUAAGUGGUUGUCGAUUGGCAACCACUUAGCUAACAUACAUAGUGGUCACAGUGAAACCUUUCCAUCUUGUAUGCAUGGAGAAAUUCAAGAUAGAAUUUGGAUACCUGCUGGAACACGAGCUCACAAGGAGAUAGAAAGCAUCUUAAAGUCCAGAUAUCUCCUGAAAGAUGUAGCCAAACUGUCACCUCAUGGGCAGACAUCAUACCUUGAAGGAUUUCAUAGUGUCAUAUGUCACUUCGCUCCAAAGUUCUACCAUUAUCAUUACAAUGGUAUGAAGGCAAGGUUGUUGAUGUCUGCCCUCCACUUCAAUGAGAAUGGAACACGACUGAAAGCACACACCAAAACAGGAGAAGAGAAAUGGAGUGUCUCAUAUCCUAAGAGCAGAAACUGGGAGGCUACUGCUAAACCUCUCAAAACAAAUCCAACAUAUGAAUAUAUUGGCGAGCUGUUACAGGAGGUGUCCGACAUUCGAACAGAAUUUCCAAGUUGUGCCCUUGCUGACAACUCCCUAAAUGAACAUCAGCCACCCUGCAUGACUGAAACUCACGGAAAGAAACGGGAAAAACAAAUCGUUGUCAGAAACCAUAAAACACGUUUCCAUUAAAACAAUAUUUAUUCUAGUGAGAAUAAAGAAAUCCAGUAUAUACAUCUGAUGGAAAUGUUGCACGUAUAACAUGGACAACACAAGAAGGAAUCACCUUGCGAUGAUUUUUUCCCAAUUUCUGCCAAAUCCAGUAUGUAAAUCUUCUGUAGGCCAGAUGUCGAUAGAUUCUGAAAAAUAUGAAUAUGAUUUUAAGUACACAUACAUUGUCUCCAUUUCAACAUGCUGAACUUUUUUAAAAUUUCGAGAAAUACUACAUCCAUUUGGAUAAAGAGUAUGGGGUUUAUGGUUCUAGUUAGUGGGGAGGUUUUUGUGUAUUUCAAGAAUGUGUCUGUUUGAUAGUGUCAUGUCUG
This is a messenger RNA of Haliotis rubra (blacklip abalone), 1036 nucleotides long. RefSeq lists its product as uncharacterized. The record is from RefSeq and is a predicted model, not a curated record. Bases 33 to 686 code for a protein of 217 amino acids. NCBI's taxonomy places the organism in Eukaryota, Metazoa, Mollusca, Gastropoda, Lepetellida, Haliotidae. The transcript is spliced from 4 exons.